Molecule: messenger RNA, 2196 nt
Organism: Arachis ipaensis
Lineage: Eukaryota; Viridiplantae; Streptophyta; Magnoliopsida; Fabales; Fabaceae
Source: RefSeq, a predicted model, not a curated record
UGACAAAAUUGGAAAAAAUAAAAUAAAAAAAAAGCUCACAGCGCAAAGUGAAGUCAAUCUUCCAAUCUACUUUCCUGCCUUUGCCACAAUAAUGGUCCGAAAAGGCUCCUCAAAAUAAUAGCCUCUUCUCAGUCCAUUUAACAAAGCCACCCAAAUUUCCAAUUUUACCCCCUUCCUUCGUUGCUUCCAUGAUCCUUCUCAUCAUCAUCGCAAAAAGCUUUGAAAAGUUCCUGAAUUUCUCAGAUACUCUCCCUUGGGGGGGAAUAGGGAUCUUCCUUUGAAACCCUACUGGCAGUGGGUUCUUCACUUCUUCAGUUUUUCUUGUUUGUUCCUCUUUUUUGGAUUGUAUUUUUGCUUUUUUUGGCCACCAAUCCUAUACAAAUUUCCCUUUUCCUUUCAAAAUUUGAAACUUUGAACUUUUUUGAAACGUUUUGUUGAUGGGUGCUUGUUGGAGCAACCGGAUUAAGGCUAUUAAUCCUUCCAACACAGGUCUGCUUCUUGUGUUGACUUCCAUCUUCACAUUCUUUUGCUUCCUCUUAAUACUUUCAUAAUCCGAUGUUCAUUUUUCUCUAGAUUUUUGGUUCUAUGUUGGUUUUGGUUGAAAUGGAAUAUGGGUUUGUGGUAGUUUAGACCUAAAAGGUUUUAACUUUUGUGGACUUUUAUGAAUUCAUGUGCAUGUAUCGUAGUGUGUGUGGAACAUGCAUUGAGAAUUUGAGAUCCUUGCAAGUUAAGAUACUAUGGUUUUUUCCCCGCUGAUUUUGUGAUUUAUGCUUCACAAAAAAAGGUUUAAUAUGAGAUAAUCAUUGGAUUGUUGAACUCUAGAUUCGCGCCUAACUGUAGAUUGUAGGUUUUUAUCAAAUUUCAUAUUUCCCGUUUGCAAAUCUCUAGACAGAAUAGUUUUCUUCAUAUCGUUCCUUUGGGGUAAACGAAAAAAUUGUAAUUUGAGUUUGAAUGUAAUUCAUUUCAGAAUAACAUAAUAGUAAUUUGGGGUUUUAUGGAGUCCAUGUAAAUUUGGUAUUAUGUCUCAGCUUAGGUUCUUUUCCUUGUUAGUUUUAAGACCAAACAUGGUGAGCCUUUUUAAACAUUGUCUGAGAUAUUACAGUCAUCUAAUUUGAAAAACUUCAGCUACAAUGAACUAAGAGCCGCCACAAAGAAUUUCCGGCCAGAUAGUGUCUUAGGCGAGGGAGGGUUUGGUUCAGUUUUUAAGGGAUGGAUUGAUGAGCAUUCACUUGCUGCUACAAAACCAGGCAUAGGAAUGAUCGUUGCCGUGAAGAGGCUUAACCUAGAUGGGCUCCAGGGUCACAAGGAAUGGUUGGCUGAAAUCAACUAUCUGGGGCAACUUCAGCAUCCUAAUCUUGUCAAGUUGAUAGGAUACUGCUUGGAGGAUGACCACCGGCUUCUGGUUUAUGAAUUUAUGCCUAAGGGUAGCGUCGAGAAUCAUCUGUUCAGAAGAGGUUCCUAUUUCCAGCCAUUCUCUUGGAAUUUGCGAAUGAAAAUUGCUCUUGGGGCUGCACGAGGUCUUGCUUUUCUUCAUAGUCCUGAAGUUCAAGUCAUAUACCGCGACUUUAAGACUGCAAACAUCCUCCUUGAUACUAAUUACAAUGCCAAACUUUCUGAUUUUGGGUUGGCCAGAGAUGGUCCAACAGGUGAUAGAAGCCAUGUCUCUACUCGGGUCAUGGGAACACGGGGAUAUGCGGCGCCAGAGUAUCUAGCAACAGGUCACCUCACCUCUAAGAGUGAUGUGUAUAGUUUUGGAGUAGUUCUUCUCGAAAUGAUAUCGGGGAGAAAAGCAAUAGACAAGAACCAACCAACUGGAGAGCACAACUUAGUUGAAUGGGCCAAGCCUUAUCUGUCUAAUAAACGCAGAGUUUUUCGUGUAAUGGAUCCUCGUCUUGAAGGCCAAUAUUCCCAGAGUCGAGCACAGGCAGCAGCCGCCCUUGCAAUGCAAUGUCUUGCGGUUGAGCCUAAGGCCAGGCCGAAUAUGGACGAAGUGGUAAAAGCAUUGGAGCAGCUUCAGGAAUCAAAAGACUCACACAAAAGAAGCACUAAUCCGAAAGAGCAUCACACGCGUGGUUCCAGCAAUCUCAAUGGCCGUCAUGCUCCUGGCAAAGGCAGUGCAGAUGCUCCCAAAAUGGCCUCGGCUUAUCCACGGCCCUCAGUUUCUCUUCUUCAGUGAUGAAAGAGUUGUCAUUUGAC